Messenger RNA from Microbotryum saponariae, 184 nucleotides. The record is from the annotation of a GenBank genome assembly. Lineage: Eukaryota; Fungi; Basidiomycota; Microbotryomycetes; Microbotryales; Microbotryaceae.
AUGAGACUAUCCGACUUCGGGCUCAUCAACCACAGAUGGCACAAGAACGAUCGCCACAACAAGUAUGCCGGCUGCGACGCCAUUAUCAGGUGUGCUGGUGCUCAGUGAGCUCGUACGACGCAGUUGCUGCCGACGCGAGCAUGAGUCGGAUUUCCACUCGUUCAAGCUGCAACAAUCCGUGUGA